AUGCCUUCCAAAGCCAACACCAGUGACCUUCGGGUGGAGAAGCUCUUCUCGGUAAAGGACUAUGUUUGUGUGGUUACUGGAGGCGGUAGUGGAAUUGGAUUGAUGGCGGCACAAGCACUCGCAGCAAACGGUGCCAAGGUAUACAUCACUGGACGACGACAAGAGGUUCUUGAGAAUGCAGCCAAGACGCACAGCCCUGAUCAGGGUGGCCAGAUCAUCCCACUUGGGCCGUAUGAUGUCACCAAGAAAGCAGACCUAGAGCGCAUGUACGAGGAGCUGUCCAAGAAGGAAAAGUACAUCAAUCUCUUGAUUGCCUCAGCUGGCAUCUCAGGAGAGAAGGCCGAACCGGUCUCGAAGAAAGCCACGGACAUGAAAGCCAAGCUCUGGGACAACGAGACGUUUGAGGGCUGGAACGAGACUUACAAUACCGACGUUACAGCCGUCUACUUCACCACCGUUGUCCUCCUACCGCUUCUACAAGCAGGCACCGAGUCACACGGCCACCUCUCGGCCUCGGUCAUCGUCAUCAGCUCCAUGUCGGGCAUCAUGAAGGAUGCCCAGGGCCACUUUAGCUACAAUGCUGCCAAGGGUGGAACGGUGCACUUGACCAAGCUCAUGUCUGGCGAGUUCCAGAAGCUCCGCAUUCGCGUCAACUCGAUUGCGCCAGGCUACUUUCCUUCUGAGAUGACGGCCAAGGAGAGCGACGAGGACCAGAAGAGCGAGCUGCCGAAUGAGAAGAUUCAGGAGAAGGGUCAUGUGCCCAUGGAGCGAGCGGGCAGUGACGAGGAGAUGGCGCAAGCGGUACUGUUCUUGACGAAGAAUAGCUAUGUCAAUGGCCAGAUCAUUGCUGUGGACGGGGGUGUGCUCAAUGUUGUCAGUUCCUAG
This is a messenger RNA of Plenodomus lingam JN3, 885 nucleotides long. RefSeq lists its product as uncharacterized. NCBI's taxonomy places the organism in Eukaryota, Fungi, Ascomycota, Dothideomycetes, Pleosporales, Leptosphaeriaceae. The record is from RefSeq and is a predicted model, not a curated record.